This is a messenger RNA of Ahaetulla prasina, 474 nucleotides long. RefSeq names its product C-type Lectin CRL-like. The transcript has 5 exons. Gene Ontology annotation, molecular function: signaling receptor activity. NCBI's taxonomy places the organism in Eukaryota, Metazoa, Chordata, Lepidosauria, Squamata, Colubridae. Bases 1 to 474 code for a protein of 157 amino acids. The record is from RefSeq and is a predicted model, not a curated record.
AUGAGACCUUUGGCAUAUAUUAGUCUUUGGCUUCUUGGCUUCUUCAUGGCAGCUUCUCAAGCUGGAUUCUGUCCAAGGGAAUGGUUAUGGUAUCAGAGGAACUGUUAUGGGCUCUUCCAUGAGCAGAUGAGCUGGCAUGAGGCCAAGAUCAGCUGCCAAAGCUAUGGCCGGGGGACCCACCUUGCCUCUAUCCUUACCAGGCCGGAAACAUUGAUUGUAUCCAAACAUAUUUCUGCUUAUAUGAAAGAAAAAGAUGUUGAUGUCUGGAUUGGACUCCAUGAUGUUCGCCAUAAUGGGAUUUGGAGGUGGACUGAUGAGUCGGCUUUCAACUACAAGAACUGGAUGUGUAAAGAACCCAACAAUCUUUGGAAUUCUGAGUACUGUGUGGCUCUCCGAGCUGCUGCAGCUUACAAGGGAUGGAUCGAUGCUGUUUGCAUGAAGAAAAAAGCCUACAUCUGCAAACAUCAACUUUAG